UACUACAUGUGGUUGUUAAAGCUAAAAAAUUGAAUUCAAAAUUCUACCAGCUUUGUUCCAGAAGUUUGUGAGGUGGGGCUAGUCUCCCAACGGGUAGACUUGAUAAUAAUUGAGGACAUAUUCAAAUUUUCUAUUGAAAAGUUAUUCUUUAGUACCUCUCAUAAUUAAAGUUCAAUAGUUCGAAUAUGUCAAUGUUUUUAAGUCACUACUAAUAUUAAUUGUGUGUGUGAAAAAUCACCGUGAAACAUAGCUUUUCAAAAUAUAAUGCAUAUAAUGCAUACAUAACAAGUUUCCAUAUACCUAGUCAAUAUUUUUCUCUCUGAGGAAUAAUAGGUCACUUCUUUAUAGGAUAAUCCUAUGCAACUUGCCAUCUUUUUGCAAUCUCGAAUCCCCUUUUCUUUACUAGAUUCUUUGUCAUAGAUUUUCUUUCAUAGAGAUUUCCUUAUUUUGUAGAUUUUCAUUUUUCCAAUGAAAUAGAAAAGGCAAAGAAUUGCUUCUAAGUUAGGCUAUCUAUUAUCCAGUAUCCACAAUAAAAAGAAAUACUAAACCUAUAAAGCUAGUCUUGCGGCUAAGAAUUUCAUCAAAGCAAAGUAACGUUUUGGUUUUUUUAAUACCAAAGAAACUCAUAAUUCAUCAUCAUAGCAUAUCACACCAACACUUUAUAUUACAAAUAUGAGAAACAUUACAAGUCUAUUAUUUCCACCUCCUCUAUUGUCAAUAUUUUCUAUUUUUAUAACCAUAAAAUAACAAACAGCUAUAAUCAUUGAUAAUGCCAAUAGUUGUUGUACCUUGGAAACUCCUAACUUUCUUUUUUGUUCUUUUCACUUUGUUAUCUUGCACUUUCUCUAACAUAUUCACCAUAACAAACAAUUGUCCUUAUACUAUAUGGCCCGGCACACUUGCCGGCGCAGGAACACCGCCGCUACCAACGACCGGAUUCCAGCUUGACUCAGGUCAAGCUGUGAAACUAACUAGUGUUCCUGGUUGGUCAGGUCGGAUAUGGGCGAGGACUGGUUGCACAUUUGAUGCAACAGGAAUCGGGAAAUGUCAAACUGGUGAUUGCGGUGGAAGGCUUGAAUGUGAUGGGAAUGGUGCAGCUCCACCUACUUCACUCUUUGAGAUUACACUUGGGCUAGGUAACCAACAAGAUUACUAUGAUGUUAGCAUGGUUGAUGGCUACAAUUUGCCUUUGCUUGUUCUACCAAGAGGUGUAUAUGGUAAUAGUGCCUGUAAUUCUACAGGUUGUGUAACUGAUCUUAACAGAGGUUGUCCAAAAGAACUUCAAGUGGUUGGUGGUGAUGGAUACCAAGGUAGUGUAAUUGGUUGUAAGAGUGCCUGUGAAGCAUUUGGAUCAGAUCAGUACUGCUGCAGUGGACAAUUUGCUAAUCCAACAAUAUGCCAACCUUCCUAUUAUUCCACAAUUUUCAAGAAGGCUUGUCCAAGAGCUUAUAGCUAUGCAUUUGAUGAUGGAAGCAGCACUUUCACUUGCAAAGCUUAUGAAUAUGACAUUGUGUUCUGUCCUACUAGCAACAAGAUUAACAAACCAAAUGGUGCAUUUCCUCCUCCACCACCGCCAUCAAUUGGAUUUCCUUACGAGAAGGUUCAGCAAGACAGUUCUUCUUCAAGUAUUAUCAUCUUGCCCUUUCGAGAAACAGUGUUUCUACUAGUUAUCACAAUCUCGAUGUUUAUAGAGAAGACUUUGCCACGGAUUUGAAGUAUUGCUAGUAGAGAAUCACACAUGUUUUUCUUGGAAAGUUAGGUAGAAACAUGGAAAAUGAUAUGCAGUGAAAAUGAAUCACAUGAAGAAUCAAAGGAAGGAGAAUGCAGAUAUUACUCAUUCAGAACUCUAAGAUGGAAGAUGAUGAAAAACCAAAACCAGAGAGUCUAUUAAACAACAGCUAGUCAUAGUUUCAAGUUAGGCUUGUAAAUCUCCAAUAAAAAAAACUUUGGAAUAAAUUAAGAAAAUAGUAAGUUAUUUGCAAUAUAACCAGGAUUAGAGAAACUCAAAUUAGUCAUUCUGUCAAAUGUUAUAUAGCCAAAUUAAUACUUGUGUAUAAACUAUUUCAAUAACAAAAAGAUGAAAUAAAGUCAAACUAUUUCAUGUAA
Molecule: messenger RNA, 2106 nt
Organism: Lathyrus oleraceus (garden pea)
Lineage: Eukaryota; Viridiplantae; Streptophyta; Magnoliopsida; Fabales; Fabaceae
Product: pathogenesis-related thaumatin-like protein 3.5
Exons: 3
Coding region: 770-1714 (314 amino acids)
Source: RefSeq, a predicted model, not a curated record